AUGCUGGAGUUUUGUACUCAGCUUGAGAAGAAAGCCCAAAGUGAGAAGAUUGAAAUCCUGAAAAGGCUGGGAGUUUGUUUUGGCUGUUUGUGUAUUGGUCACAUCAGUAAGGAGUGCAGGAAACGUCUUUCUUGCAAAACAUGUGGCUUAAGGCACCCUAGUAUGCUUCAUAUCCAUCGCAAAGAUAAGGAAGCAGAAGAAGAAAAAGGUAGGAACAACACAGAGAGUGCAGUGGGCAGUUCUUUGGUUGCAGUUCAAACCAGUGGUCUUACUGGGGCCGGCGAACAAGAUUUUAAGCUUGCCAUUGUUCCAGUAAAAGUUAAAUCAAAGAGUGGGCAAAGGAUAGUGGAGACCUAUGCCUUUUUGGAUCAGGGCAGUUCAGCAUCCUUCUGCACAAUGGGUUUGAUGGAUAGAUUGAAUCUCUCUGGGAGGAAAACAAAAAUUCUUUUCCGCACCAUGGGCCAAGAGAGAAUUGUGGACAGUUGUAUUGUGUCGAACUUGGAAGUGGCUGGAUUAGACAGUGAUUGGUACUGUGAAAUGCCAGAUAUCUUCACACAACCUAAGAUGCCUGUGAAUAGGAGUAACAUCCCACGACAGGAAGAUUUGCAUAAAUGGCCUCAUUUGAAACAUGUGUACUUGCCUGAGAUGAAUACAGAUGUGGAGCUUCUGAUAGGCAUGAAUGUGCCCAGAGCUUUGGAACCACUUGAAAUCAUCCGGAGUGUGGAUGAAGCGCCGUAUGCCAUCAAGACAAUGCUUGGUUGGACUGUAAAUGGACCCCUUGGUGGAGAAUGUUGUGAUGGACCUGAUAUGUUUGAGUCUACAUUUACCAUCAAUAGAAUUUCUGCUGUAACACUUGAUGAACUCUGGAAACAACAGUUCAAGACAGACUUUCCAGAAUGCAGUCAGGAGGAACAGCUAGGACUUUCAAGGGAUGACUGUAGGUUCUUAGAAAUGGCUAACGAUACUGUGAAAUUAGUUGAUGGUCAUUACAAUAUUGCUUUACCUCUGAAGGACAGAAAGAUAAGCAUGCCUAACAACCGUAACAUUGCAGAACAACGCAUCCUUAACCUGAAGAAAAGGUUUAUCAGAGAUGCAUUAUUCCAUAAGGACUAUACUGCUUUCAUGAAUAACCUUAUAUCCAGUGGCUAUGCAGAGAGAGUUCCAACCACAGAUCUGGACCGCAGUGAUGGUAAGGUUUGGUAUAUCCCACAUCAUGGGGUAUACCAUCCGAAGAAAGGAAAGAUCAGAGUUGUCUUUGAUUGUGCAGCAUCAUUUCAAGGCAUAUCACUCAACGCACAACUACUGAAUGGUCCGGAUUUGACUAGUUCAUUGACUGGAGUCCUGACCAGGUUUAGGAAAGAGCCUGUUGUUUUGAUGUCUGAUAUCGAGGCAAUGUUUCAUCAGGUUCAAGUACCUGAGGAGGAUGCAGACCUGUUGAGAUUUCUUUGGUGGUCCAGUGGAGACUUCAGUCAACGUUUGGAGGAGUACAGGAUGGUUGUCCAUUUGUUUGGGGCAACGUCUUCUCCAAGCUGCGCUAACUUUGCUUUACGGAGGUGUGCAGAAGACAAUAAAGACUUCUUCAGCCAGCAAGUGAUUGAGACCAUUAUGUAUAGCUUCUAUGUGGAUGACUGCCUUGCUUCUGUAGUCUCAGAACAGGAAGCUAUAUCCCUCUAUAAAGGCCUUAAAUCCAUCUGUGCCAGGGGUGGCUUUCAUCUAACGAAAUGGAUAAGCAACAGUCGCAGUGUGUUGGCCUCAAUACCUGAGGAGGAGAGAGCAAAAGAAGUUAAAGAUUUGGAUCUGGACCAUGACUCACUACCUGUUGAAAGAGCACUGGGUGUGCGUUGGUGCAUCCAGUCUGACACCUUUAAGUUCAGCAUAACUAUUCAGGAGAGACCAUUGACUCGCAGAGGGAUCCUUUCAACUGUCAGCUCUUUCUACGACCCUCUGGGGAUCCUAGCGCCUGUGGUUUUUACAGCUAAAAGAAUUCUUCAGGACCUUUGUUGGAGCAAGCUAGGAUGGGAUGACUUCAUACCAGUAGCAGCUGCCCAGGAAUGGAUAGACUGGUUGAAGGAGCUUCAUCACUUGGAAGGCUUCAGCAUCAGACGAUGUUUAAAACCUUUGAACUUUGGAAAAGCUGCCACCGCUCAGUUGCAUCAUUUUGCCGAUGCAAGUGAGGAAGGAUAUGGUACUGUCACCUAUUUGCUGCUGCGUAAUGAACACUCUCAGAUACACAGUGCUUUCAUAAUGGGAAAAUCCAGGGUGGCACCUUUAAAGCCUGUUACUAUCCCACGUAUGGAGUUGAUAGCUGCUGUUGUAGCAGCUCGUAUGGAUAAACUGUGGAGAAAGGAGCUGAGACUACAGCUUCAAGAUUCAGUUUUCUGGACAGAUAGCACCUCUGUAUUAAAAUACAUUAAGAAUGAAACUUCAAGAUUUCGUAUCUUUGUGGCAAACAGGGUCUCAGAGAUUCUCAAGGUUUCUAAUGCAUCUCAAUGGAGAUUUGUGAACACCACACACAAUCCAGCAGAUCUUGCCUCUAGAGGUGCAAGGGUGGAACCAUUCCUAAACAAUGAAACUUGGAUUUCUGGUCCCUCAUUUCUCUUGCAGUCAGAAGAAGACUGGCCUGUUAACCCAGAUGAAUUACAAGACCUUCCACCUGGAGACCCUGAGGUCAAGGUAUCAGCUGCAAUUGGAGUUUCCGCAAUAAAGGAUGAAAAUGAUGCUGUGACUUGUUUGAUCAAUCGCGCCUCAUCUUGGACACACCUAACAAGAGUGAUGGGCUGGGUCCGAAGAUUCAAGGCUUUGUUUUUGAAUCUUAGGAGAAUGAAGAAGACCACUGAACAUCCUACUCCGCCUGUGUCAGAUGCAAUUCAACGGGAAGAUGCUCUCACCAAGUAUGCGUGUGAUUUCAAGAAUAAGCUCUGUAGUGGUUAUCUCUCAUUGGGAGAAAUUAGAGAAGCUGAAAUUGAAAUAAUUAGGUUUUGUCAGGAGAGAAGGUACUCAGAAGAGUUCUCCCUGCUCCAAAAGGGAAGUAGUGUUAAAGGAAACAGUCAUCUAAAUAAGCUCAAUCCAAUAUUGGAAGAUGGUGUGCUAAGAGUUGGAGGACGGUUAAGUAAAGCUGCCAUGCCUGAAGAGUCGAAACACCCUGCCAUAUUAGCUAAAGACCUUCAUAUAUCUGACCUCAUUCUACGACAUAUUCAUCAAGAGGUUGGUCAUGGAGGUAGAAAUUAUAUGUUGUCAAGACUACGCCAGAAAUAUUGGAUCCCUGGCGUUAGUGGUUCCAUAAGGAAAAUUUUGGCAAAAUGUGUGGUGUGUCGGCGGCUACAUGGAGCUGCAGGGCAACAGCAGAUGGCAGACUUACCUAAAGACAGACUUUCUCCAGAAGAACCUCCCUUCAGCCAUGUUGGAGUCGACUACUUUGGUCCGUUUGAGGUCAAGCGUGAUUCUUGCAUUAAUGCAUUGCGACGCUUUAUCGCAAGAAGAGGACAGGUCAAAGAGUUGCGAUCAGACAAUGGCACCAACUUUGUCGGCGCAGAGCGUGAGUUGAGACGAUCCAUUGAAGGAUGGAACUUGGAACAGAUCAAUAAUGCACUCUCUUUAAAAGGAAUAAAAUGGACCUUCAACCCUCCCACAGGAUCACAUCAUGGAGGAGCAUGGGAGAGGUUGAUUCGUUCUGUCAGAAAGGUCCUUAACUCUACCUUGAGGACACAAAGUCUGGAUGAGGAAGCACUUCACACAGUGCUCUGCGAAGUGGAAUCAAUUCUCAACAGUAGACCCAUAACCAAGGAAUCCACAGAUCCAAAUGACCUGGAGGCACUAACUCCGAACCACCUUCUGCUUCUUAAAACUAAACCAUGUUUACCUAUUGGGCUAUUUCAGAAAGAGGACAUGUAUGCACGGCGAAGAUGGAAGCAAGUUCAAUACAUGGCGGACUUGUUUUGGAAAAGGUGGAUUAAGGAAUAUCUACCACAACUGCAGGAACGACAAAAAUGGACAAAGAUCAAGCGGAAUUUCAUUCCUGGAGACAUCAUUCUUGUGGUAGAUGAUUCUGCGCCCCGCAACUCCUGGGUCAUUGGAAGGAUAACUGAAGUGGUGCCAGACAGAAGAGGACUCGUGAGACAAGUCUGGAUAAAGACCCAAACUAGCCGUAUAUGCAGGCCCGUAACCAAGAUCUGCCUUCUUCAGGAGUCAGCUGAAUUCUGA
This is a messenger RNA of Paramisgurnus dabryanus, 4200 nucleotides long. Lineage: Eukaryota; Metazoa; Chordata; Actinopteri; Cypriniformes; Cobitidae. The record is from RefSeq and is a predicted model, not a curated record.